Messenger RNA from Dimorphilus gyrociliatus, 3730 nucleotides. NCBI's taxonomy places the organism in Eukaryota, Metazoa, Annelida, Polychaeta, Dinophilidae. The record is from the annotation of a GenBank genome assembly.
CAUGAAAGUCUUCAUUUUUAUACUGACAUUCUCAUCUCUUUCUUAUCUUAGCGCUGAUUUAUUUACAGCCAAUGCGGGACUUCAAGCUUUAUCUAAAAGCGAGGGUAAACUCUUUAUUGGAUUGAAAGAAUAUAUUAAAGUGGAGCAAGAACGCCUGAAAGUAUUGAGAAAUCAAAUCGACGAUAUGAAGACGAAAGGGUUUGCUAAAAAGUUCACUGGAGACGCUCUUCAAUUUGUAGGUCAUCCAAUCAAUGCUUUCCACGUUAUUCGGCAUUUUACAAAGUUUUGGGAUUCAAUUAGUAAAGAUUCCGCCGUUCCAGCUAACGCUCACAUUUUGGAAAAUAGCUGGGUUUGGGCAAAUCUUGCUGACGAAUCUCGCAAACCUACGAUUAACGAUUAUUACGGAGCUGCAAGGGCAAUUUUAAGAUUACAAGACAUUUAUAACAUUCCUAUUGACGAAAUUGUAAACGGUAGCAUCAUGGGUCAAACUGUUGGGGAUCUGUCAGCUUUAGAUUGUUUUGAACUAGGAGUUUCAGGGCUUCAAACUGGAAAAUAUGAACAAACAAUUAGAUGGCUUAAAAAAAGUCUUGAAAAAGCUGAAGAAGAUGAUGAAGACCCACCAAAAGAUACUAGAAGAUUAAUAGCUCAAGCUUAUUAUCAUAUGGGAAUGAUUGAAGAAGCAAAGAAAGAGGCAUUGAUUGCAUAUAACCAAGAUUCUAUGAAUUUACCCCUAUAUUCGGAAUUGGGCUUAUAUAGAGAACUUUCAUCAAAGAAUAAGAUUGAUAAUGAAAAAUAUGAAAAAUUCUUAGAGUUAAAUAACAAUACUAAAUUGAAUCAAUAUAGACAUUAUUGUCAAAAAGGACCAUCAGUCGAUCCAAAACAAGCAUCCAAAUUGCAGUGUAGAUUUAAGAAAUUAAAAAAUAAUCCGUUUGAAGUUUACAAAAUUGAAAUUAAAUCGUAUGACCCAUGGAUAGCUAUAAUACACGAUAUAGUUACCGAUAAAGAAGCCGAGAAGAUAAUCCAACUUUCAAAACCAUACCUGAAAAGAUCUAAAGUUGGAGGAAAUACAAAUAAUCAAUUUUCUGAGAUACGUAUUUCUCAAAUAGCCUGGCUGUAUGACGACCUUGAUCCCUUUAUCAAUAAAAUAUCAGACAGACUUACGGCUGCGACUGGCUUAGAUGCUCAUAAGUCAGCCGAACCUUUACAGGUAGCUAAUUAUGGCUUAGGGGGACAGUAUGAAUUACAUGAGGAUGCCUUCGGCAAUAAUACAACUAGGCCGGGGGAUUUACCUGGAGAUAGGAUAUAUACUUUGAUGAUUUAUCUAAGUGAUGUUGAAAAAGGCGGAAGUACCAUUUUCCCUAAUUCUAAGGUGAAUCUUGAACCGAUUAGAAAUGCUGCUGCAGUUUGGUUCAACAUGAACAAGGCUGGCUCUGCUGACACAAGACUACUACAUGGAGGCUGUCCAGUUAUUUACGGAACAAAAUGGGUGGCUAAUAAAUGGUUCCGUUCAGUAGGACAAGAAUUUACAUAUCCUUGUGGCUUAACUGAACAGGAGGUGGAUAAUAGUUAUUAUGAAGGAAUAGAUACUGAUAAUCCGAACGACGCUUUGGAUAAUUACUACUUGUUUGAUGAAUUUCAAAAUGAAAAUGAACUUUUUGAUAGUUUAUCAUUUUCUGAUCUAGUUUCUCAAUGUGUUCUAGUUACUCUACAACAAAUAUGGUCUGAUAUUGGUCCUCUUUUAGGCCUCUGUUUUAUCCAGAAAAUAACUGUUAGACUUUUAAUAAAACUUUUAAAGAACGUUUCCUGUAGCGAACUUUAUAUGGUUUCACCUCAAAAGUGGCAUCAAGUUCGAGGUUCUCAAAUGAUCCUUUCUAUGAAACUAAUCUCAUUAUCUAUCGACCUUGACAAUAAUCAAAUUAUCUUGCCAAAGUUUAUAAGCUUUCUUGGAUACACUCUUCACACCGGAAGUGUAAUAUUUGGUCCAUGGAUCUCCUUUCAACAGUAUACUUCAAAUAUAUCAACAAGGGAGAAAAAAUCUGACAGAGAAUGGGUUUUUAAACUAUUUAAAAGUCUAACUCUAUCUCAAAUUUUUCUUGCAAUAUCGACAUGUUUACUCCAAUGGAUUAUACCUGAUGAUACAAAUAAAUGGUUAUUAGCUUAUCGAGAUGCGCAGUCAUUCAGAUUUAGCCAUUACUUCGUUUGCUUUUUCUCGGAAUGUACUCUACUUACUUCCGGUAUAGGAAGGGAUAUUACAGUUGUAAAACCGCUGAAUAUAGAACUUCCUAGAUCUUUAGUUGAAGUGGUCACUUCUUGGAAUCUCCCAAUGCACACUUGGUUAAGAAAAUAUGUAUUCAAUCAAGUUAAACAUUUCGGAUACUUCUUUGCUAUACUAAUAACGUAUGCAGCUAGUUCCUUACUUCAUGGAUUAAAUUUUCAACUUUCCGCUGUUCUACUAUCCUUGGGAUUCUAUAGUUAUGUUGAAUAUGCAUUAAGAAGAAAACUUGCAAAUCUAUUCAAUUCAUGUAUAAUGGCUAAGAGAUGCAAACAAUCUGACUGUCCAAAUCAUCAAAACAAAUAUUGGAAAUCUUACGUUUUAAGUGCGAACGUGUUUUUUGGUUGUCUAGCCAUUUUCCAUCUUGCUUAUCUUGGUUUGAUGUUUGAUAGUAGUGAUCCAGAGCAAGCUGAAAGCCAUGCUUUAGCAGCCGCUGUGGACUUAAGGACAAACUUAACAAUUGAAAUAUCUGAAAAACCUAACUUUCAAGCAGUGUUUCUCAAUCGUGAUUGGCUUAUCGAUUUACAACUAUCUGAUUUGGUGUCUUUUAGUCACCGUUUACAUUUACCCAACACACCUCAGGAGCCGUCCGACGAUGACUUCACGAUUUUGUGCCAGUUGUUAAAUAUCAGCAGAUCAGAUACAUGGAAAGCCCUUGAUCUAGCAAAAAUAUCAGCCGUUUGGCUAUUUCUUUGUAUAUGUAGAUACAGAAUGAACUCAGGAUUAUCAUUAGCCUUUACGACGGAAUUGCCUAUAGGAGCUGGAUUGGGUUCAUCCGCUUCUUUUGGAUCCUGCUUAAGUUAUGCCUUCCUCCUACAUUCCAAGAGUGGUCAAGAGCCAUUCAAUCCAGAAAACAUAAAUUUAUCUUUAGUAAAUGAAUGGGCUUUUAUUAGCGAAAAGCUUUUACACGGAAAUCCAUCUGGAGUUGAUAAUGCAACAACAGUUUAUGGAGGUGCUAUGCUCUUUAAAUCUGGUCAUUUUACUAGAGUCCGAAUGCCCACUUUUCGAAUUGUACUAAUCGAUACAAAAGUUAACAGAAGCACUAGGGAAAUAGUUGAAGGUGUUCGAGAAAGAUAUGAGACCAACAAAUCUAAAUAUGAAAAAGAAAUGCAUGUCUUUGAUCAAAUUACUUUAAAAGCAAAAAAUAUUUUUGAAGAUAAUAUGUCCUACGAUAAGUUUAAAGAAUUUGAACAAUGUAUUAUUGAAAAUCAGUGUGCUCUGGAUAGAAUUGGUGUGGGUCACGAAAAAAUAACUAAGGUUUUAAAGGCAGCUGGAAUGUUUAAGAUAACAGGGAAACUAACUGGAGCAGGAGGAGGUGGUUGUCUCUUCGUUCUAAUACCCGAAAAGUUCCCAGAGAAAGAAUUAAAAGAGCUUAGUUCUCAAAUAGAACAAAUGGAUUGCAGAGUUUAUAUUACAAAAAUUGGUGUUCAGGGGAUCAAUUGCUCUGUUUGUUUAUAA